AUGGCGGCGAUAAAGCGAGAGGGCUACUCGGAUACCGUUCUCUUUAAUGUAUUGGUGAAGCAGAAGGCGCUGAGGAGGCGUCUGCCUUGGUAUUAUGCGCCAUCCUUCCUGCUCCUCUGGGCGGUGCUAUUUUACGCCGUGGUUCUACCGCUUUUCUACAAAUUACCCGACCGCGUAACCCUGGCCGACGAGCCAGUGAGACCCGGUGAAUUCGUGGCCGAGAGAGCGCAGAAAGCACUCCAAGAAUUCGAUCGUAUCGGACCUAAAGUGGUGGGGAGCAUGGCCAAUGAAGUCAUAGCCGUUGAAUUUCUCUUAAGCGAGGUGGAAAAGAUACGACGGGAAAUGCGCAACGAUCUCUUUGACUUGGAGGUGGAUGUUCAGCGGCCAAGCGGCUCCUAUGUCGUGGGAACCAUGACCAGUAUUUACCAGGGCAUCCAGAACGUUGUUGUCAAGCUGGCUAGUAGGAGUUCCAACAGCUCAUCCUACAUGCUGGUCAAUAGCCACUUUGACACUAAGCCAGGCAGUCCAGGUGCUGGUGAUGACGGGACCAUGGUCGUGGUUAUGCUAGAGGUUCUCCGUCAAAUGGCCAUAUCUGGAACGAACUUUAGGCAUCCCUUAGUCUUUUUAUUCAACGGAGCGGAGGAGAAUCCCCUACAGGCCUCCCAUGGGUUCAUUACCCAGCAUCAAUGGGCCACCAACUGCAAGGCAGUUAUUAACCUGGAAGUGGGUGGCAGUGGAGGACGAGACAUACUCUUCCAAAGUGGUCCGAAUAAUCCUUGGCUGGUAAAGUACUAUAAAAAACACUCGAAGCAUCCGUUUGCCUCAACUUUGGCGGAGGAAAUCUUUCAAUUUGGCAUAUUGCCCUCCGAUACGGAUUUUCGCAUUUUUAGGGACUACGGAAAUAUUCCUGGUCUUGACAUUGCACAAUUCAGCAAUGGUUAUGUUUACCACACAGCCUUUGACUCCUUCGAUGUGGUGCCAGGACGCUCUGUUCAGAACACAGGCGAAAAUGUUCUCUCACUGGUCAGAGCCUUUUCCAACGCCCCUGAAUUGGAUAAUCCUGAGAACCAUACCGAAGGACAUGCGGUGUUCUUUGACUUCCUAGGACUUUUCUUUGUGACCUAUACGGAAAAAACUGGCAUCAUCUUGAACUACUGCCUGGCUGUGCUCAGUCUUCUUUUGGUUGGUUGUUCCAUUUGGAGAAUGUCAAGUCAGUCAGAGAAUUCUAUAGGAAGGACAUUGACAUGGUUUGCCGUCCUCCUGGGACUGCAUUUGAUUGGAUGUAUUCUCUGCAUCGGCCUGCCCCUGCUGAUGAGUGUGUUAUAUGAUGCUGGCGAUCGAACCAUGACCUAUUACAGCAGCAACUGGUUGGUCAUUGGUUUAUAUAUUUGCCCGGCAAUCAUUGGUCUGGUGCUGCCUUCGACAUUAUUUUAUUCAUUGUGAGAGAAGUUGAGCCAUUCUUACCAGAUCUACAUGGGUUUGCAUGCCCACUGCGUUGUCCUGGCAGUUCUUUCUAUGAUCUUGACGGGGAUAGGACUGCGUAUUCCUUAUAUGUGCAUGAUAUCCUUGUUUUUAUAUGCGAUCUCACUGCUGAUUAAUCUUCUAAGUACCUUACAUGAUAGAGGUUACCAUUGGGCAUUGACAGUGCAGAUAAUCCAGCUUUUUCAGUUUGUGUACUUUUGCUAUCUGUUCUACAUAUUUCUUGUGAUAUUCUUUCCUGCUAUGGGAAGAAAUCGUGACUCAUCCAAUCCAGACAUGCUUAUAGCCCUGAUAUGUGCCAUGGGAACAUUCUUCGCAUUAGGUUUUGUGGUUCCUUUGAUAAAUAUGUUCCGCUGGUCCACACUUUUAUUGAUUGGUCUCGGCGUGGUGACCUUCACCUUUUGCAUGAUCUCUAUAUCGGAAGUGGGAUUUCCCUAUCGUCCCAAGACAAGUGUGAUGCGGGUGAACUUUCUGCAAACUCGUCGCAUCUUCUACGAAUUCGAUGGCACCACCAGUAUCGACGAUUCUGGCUACUACUUUGACUUACAGGACAGGCGUGCUAUGCGUCCGCUCAAGGAUUAUCCCGUAAAUCUAACAGGAUUGAGUAAAAUAGAUCCCCCUUGUAAUGACUAUGUGAUGUGUGGCAUGCCGUGCUUCUGGAGUAGCUGGUGUAGGUCCCUCGGCAGUGCAGCUUGGUUGCCUCGGGAGCAGCCAGUAGAAGUACCGGGCACAUUGAACCUAACCCUUCUGCGUACAAGUGUACUGGAGUCCGGAAGAGUCAAGAGAUACGAGUUCAUACUCUCUGGGCCACCGCACAUGGGUCUGUAUAUAAGGCCUUUAAAUGGAGCUGCAGUUAAGGACUGGUCCUUUAUAAGGACUAUGCUGGAUAGGCCGGAGAAGUACUCGGCGCCCUAUCAGAUAUACUUCUCUUAUGGCUUGGAUAAAUCACCAUUUACGUUUCAUAUUGAUUUUACAAAAUCCAAUGGAAACUUCGAAGAACCCAUCCUUGAGCUUGGAGCUGUGGGACACUUUGUUAACCAGGAUUUUAUGCGGGAUGAGACUACGCUGAAGUUCAUCGAGAGUCUGCCGGACUUUGUUUACACCAUGGAAUGGCCCUCUAUCUUUAUGCGAUAUAUUUUCUAGGAUUCCCCAGUCUGCUGUAA
This is a messenger RNA of Drosophila serrata, 2642 nucleotides long. Its product is annotated as endoplasmic reticulum metallopeptidase 1. Lineage: Eukaryota; Metazoa; Arthropoda; Insecta; Diptera; Drosophilidae. The record is from RefSeq and is a predicted model, not a curated record. Gene Ontology annotation, molecular function: metalloexopeptidase activity. Gene Ontology annotation, biological process: proteolysis.